Messenger RNA from Oncorhynchus mykiss (rainbow trout), 1606 nucleotides. Lineage: Eukaryota; Metazoa; Chordata; Actinopteri; Salmoniformes; Salmonidae. The record is from RefSeq and is a predicted model, not a curated record.
CACAGGAAUUUGUAGCUGGCCAGGAUCCAGUGGAGAUCUAUUGAAUUCGACUUUCAGCUCGGCGGAGAGCUGCCUCAACCACUCGGAGUUCUGGACGACUGUAGAGGAGAGCCAUGACAAAUUUGUCUGCAAACAAGGAGAAGUUGUGUGCGUGCUCCCAAAUGAAAUGUGUGACAGAUACCCCACACCUCCUCUCACUUCACCCAGCCCAAUAGCCAGCACUACUUUGCCUGCAACAACAACACAGUCUCCUCCACCCAACACCACUCUACAACAAAACACCACCUCCCUCCCAUUGAACACAACAUUACCUCCACCCAACAGCACCUCUACAGCGCCAAAUACUACAACAUCAGCUCCUAAUACAACAACAUCAGCUCCAAAUACUACAUCAGCAGCUCCAAAUACUACAACAUCAGCUCCAAAUACUACAUCAGCAUCUCCAAAUACAACAACAUCAGCUCCUAAUACAACAACAUCAGCUCCUAAUACAACAACGUCAGCUCCUAAUACAACAACGUCAGCUCCUAAUACAACAACGUCAGCUCCUAAUACAACAACUUCAGCUCCUAAUACAACAACGUCAGCUCCUAAUACAACAACGUCAGCUCCUAAUACUACAACAUCUGCUCCUAAUACAACAACGUCAGCUCCAAAUACUACAACAUCAGCUCCAAAUACUACAACAUCAGCUCCUAGCACCAUUGUCACACCACAAACCAACACAAUGACAACCAUCCACCCCAUUCAUCCUUCGCUAAACACCUCCACAACCAGGACCAUUGCCACAACUCCCCCGGGUAAUACCACUGCAAACUCAUCAACACCCGUCCUUCCACCAGUAAACACCGCAACAGCCUCCCCAAAGACCACCACGACAGCCGUGAUAACAACCACCGCAGCACAAAACACCACAGAAGCCAGUAAUGAAGAGCAGGCCAACCAGUUGCUGGAUCUGACAAGCGACGUGUCCAAGCUCAACUCCUCCCAGGUGGACCAGCUGGUAUCCCAGCUAGAGGCCCUGCUUGCUGGGCCCAAUGUCAGCCUGGCUCUGGGGAAAACCUCUGUCACGAUCGUUAGCAACCUGCUGGGUGUCUCCUCUGACACCCUGGCCUCCUCCUCCACCAAGAUCAUUGGGAUUGUUGAUACUGUGGGCCUGAAGCUGGUUGUUCAGGAAGACGCUACGAUUUUAACCGAAUCGGUCGCUCUCGCCGUCAAAACGGUGGACGGCACUGAUUUCCAGCGAACAUCUUUCUCCAUCCGAGACCCCAACAGUGUGCAGAUCCGUGGAGACAACAGAGCCAGGAGGAGUGUGAGAGCAGAGGCUUCCUCCCUCCCUCAGGGGUCCGUCACAUUCCCCUCUUCCCUCACAGCGAACCUCUCCCCUGAGCAGCAGCUACAGGCCUCCAGACUCCAGUUCAACUUCUACCAGAAGAGCACUGUGUUCCAGGACCGAGCCCUGGGAGACAGCAAGCUGAAUAGUGGAAUCCUGGGGGCCAGUGUGGCCAACCUGUCAAUCAAGUCUCUGCAGGAGGACGUGGUCAUCACCCUGAGAAACACUGAACCUGUCUUAGUGAGUCCAGCAAACACCACACUGUACAUUUGA